Messenger RNA from Scatophagus argus, 5656 nucleotides. RefSeq names its product inositol-trisphosphate 3-kinase B (gene itpkb). The record is from RefSeq and is a predicted model, not a curated record. Gene Ontology annotation, biological process: inositol phosphate biosynthetic process. Gene Ontology annotation, molecular function: inositol tetrakisphosphate kinase activity; inositol-1,4,5-trisphosphate 3-kinase activity. NCBI's taxonomy places the organism in Eukaryota, Metazoa, Chordata, Actinopteri, Scatophagidae. The transcript has 12 exons. Bases 679 to 3030 code for a protein of 783 amino acids. Gene Ontology annotation, cellular component: nucleus; cytoplasm.
CUUCCGGCUUCAAACACACAGACAAACAGCGCUUUACUACCAAACUCAGAGGUGUCGAGCAGCAGCAGCAGCACGCAUGGCAACAGAAACGUCCCCGAGAAACUAUUUAUCCUGAGAGCAAACUGUGAGAGGAUUUCACUGAUCGGUACGAACUGCUUUGAAGUUUUCCUGAAAUAACCACAGAGAAAACACUGGGGGAAAAGAGAGAGAGAGAGACAUUUUGAAGUCUUCUUCUGUGGAGGAGGAUUUUUGGUGAAAAGGUGAAGAAGCAGAAAGAAGGACCGGCGGCAGCGUUGAACGAGUUCGUGCGUGGAAGAAACUAAAAAAAAACAAAACAAAAAACACAAGAGGAGUAGAUAAUAAGUUGUUUUGGUGCACGAGGAGGAGCCGUGUCUUUGCAUGUUUUGUGUCUCGAGUGUCAGACACACACAGACAGAGAAGAGUCAUCCUCGGUUCCUAACUAUUGGUAUCAGGCUGUAAUAUCACUCAGAGCAAUAAAAGUGUCCCGGAGAAGAGGACGGGACAGCGCCGAGCAGUAGCAGCGGAUUUUCCUGCAGUGUGGAGCUGCUGCUGCUGACUGAAUGCCGAAGAAACACUGAAAACUGUUCCUCCCUACAGCUCCAAGGGAGAUUGUCAGAUGUGUACCCAGCACUCAGAGCCCCUGGCCUGGCCGCGGGGAUGGCAGCCUCUGCCCUGAACCUGAACGGCCUCGGAGUCAUGAACAGCAGUAAUCAGUUUCACACCCAGCCAGGCUCCUCUAGUACCAAUUCUGCAGCUAGAACCAGUCCAGUUGGGCGACCCGUGCUGCCGGUUCCAGAUCGGAGCACCUACUGUCAGUUACUGGGUGGGGGGGCGCAUGGUGGAGGCCUCUACUCCCCAACCAGCCCUAAGACGAACCCUCAAGCCCUGGGUCCAACCUUUGUCUUCCCCGCUUCGCCCUCGCUCUCUGCCAGCCCCACCCCUCGCGCUCGCUCCCCCUCUCCACGAAGCCCAGAGCUCCUAGGAGUCAAUGUAGGCCAGCGGGUCCGACGACUCAGCUCACCCGGCGGCGAGGAGAGAGGGGAAGGAGAAGGGCAGGAGGAGAGGGGAGGAGAGACGGGAGGAGAGAAGCGAGAGGAGAGGAGACGCCAGGCACAGCUGCUGCAGAUACACAAAGAGCUGCAGAACGUUAAGGUCAGGGGUAAAGUUGGCAUUUUCGAGGCUCAGAUUUCCGGAAUUCGUGCCCAGGUGCUAAACAGUGAGCUUCAGCGCAGCCCCAGGUCUCCAAGACGGUCGCCUAGCCAAACCCAAAACCAUCCCAGUCAGCGAAACACAGCCCUUGAAUGCCCAAUGACCCACCCACAAGAGAGUAAAGUAUCCCAUGUUGUCCAGAAUGGAAAAGAAAGGGAGGAAGAAACAACAGAGGAAGAAAGGAGAGAAGGAGGAUUGGACGAAGGCGAGAAAGACAGCAGUGCCACUAAAACAAACACUGAGAACAAGACACUGAUUGGUCAAAAUGGCCGGCAUUCUGAAACGACAAUGCAAACUCCCUGUUUAGAUGGACCAUUUGUUGUUCAGCCUCCCCUUGAGACAUUAAAUCCAGAUGCAACAACGGUCAGAGAGGAAGAAAGACUGAGAGAAAAGGAGUGGGGAGAGAACAAACAAACACUGGGAGACAAAAGAGAACGGACAGAGAGAGAAGGGGACUGGUUGUGCCUUGAGAUGCUGGUAGAGACAGAAGAAAACAGGUUGGAGAUUAACCCCGAAACGACUGCUUUUCCUCGGGCACAAAGCAGUGAAAUCUCCCCUUGUUUGCUAGAUAUCAGCGAUCACACAUCCAACUACUCUCCCUCCAUCUCUCCUUCCAUUCCUGCAGUCAUAGUAACUGACCACGGUCUGGAAAGCCAGCCUCAAACUUGUGAAGGAUCCGGCUCAGACCAGGGACUAUGUGGCACCCCUAGCCCCAGCUCUAGCCCUGUGCCUGGCCCGAACUCCUCCAUCCGCUCCCUCAGGAAGCUGUCAUCCUCCUCUGCUUCUUCAGCUGGUUUCUCAUCUUCUUGGGAAGAGUCGGAAGAGGAUGUUUCCAGUGAUACGGAGAAAGGAGAGCAUCUUCUCAACCCUGCACUCCUUAGUUCUAAACAGAAAGCACACAAGUCUUGGAAGAAGAUAAAGAACAUGGUGCACUGGUCCCCGUUUGUCAUGUCCUUCAAGAAGAAAUAUCCAUGGAUACAACUGGCUGGGCACGCAGGGAGCUUCAAGGCGGGAGCCAACGGUCGUAUAUUAAAAAAACACUGUGAUUGUGAGCAGCGCUGUUUGUCCCUCCUAAUGGGGGAUGCGCUACGCGAGUAUGUCCCUGGUUACCAUGGAGAUGUAGAGAAGGACGGCCAGAAAUACAACCAGAUGGAGGAUCUGCUGGCCGAGUUUGACUUCCCAUGUGUGAUGGACUGUAAGAUGGGAGUGAGAACCUACCUCGAGGAAGAGCUGACCAAGGCUCGUAAGAAGCCCUCUCCAAGGCCUGACAUGUAUCAGAAAAUGAUUGAGGUUGACCCUGAUGCACCUACGCCAGAGGAAAACCAGCAGAAAGUAGUGACCAAACCGAGAUACAUGCAGUGGAGGGAGACCAUAAGCUCAACAGCCACCCUGGGAUUUAGGAUAGAAGGAGUCAAGAAGGAGGACGGGACAGUGAACAGAGACUUUAAGAAAACAAAGACGAGAGAGCAAGUUACUGCAGCCUUCCAAGACUUUGUCAAAGGAAAUAAGGACAUACUGAACGGUUAUUUAACCAGGCUGAAGGAUAUCAGAAACACUCUGGAGAUCUCCCCAUUCUUCAAAACACACGAGGUGAUUGGCAGCUCCUUGUUGUUUGUUCACGACAGUACGGGACGGGCCAACAUCUGGAUGAUCGACUUUGGUAAAACCACGCCUCUUCCUGACGGGCAGGAACUAACCCACCGAGCUUCAUGGGUAGAGGGCAACAGAGAAGAUGGUUACCUUUUUGGACUUGAUAGUUUGGUGGACAUCAUUUCAUCCAUGGUGAAUUCUGAGACUUGAAGUCAGGGUUUUUCUUUGAAAUCCAAGUGAACAUUCGGAAACAAAACACCUGCUUCCACUCAUUCUUCCUUUUUAUGGAGAACAGUUUGGACUUCCUAAAGGAAUCCUUCAUAGAUGUUUGUCCUCAUUUCGGAAACCACGUCAUCCCUUUGCAACAUGUGGCCAACCUUUUCGUCCAUAUUCAGUGAAUUUCACCAUCUCUUCCAAUCCACAUGCUAUUUGAUGUGAUCCUUAUAAGUCCAGGCUCUAAUUGGCCUUUUUUGCAGCAGACAUUUUGACUUGUCACAGCAGGACAAACACAGUAGGAACUAAUGACAUGAACAAUGGCUCAUUAGGCAGCAGGCACAAUAUCGCUAAUGUCACAACUGUGUUUUUUCUAGUGUGACAUAUGGAAAUGUCUGCUGUAAAACAAAAUUCUGUUUUUAUAUGCAUUAUACCUCAAAUACAACAGUUUACUACUGGAGUUCUCCAACUGAAAGCGAAGGAUGUAGACUGUCAAAUGCAAAUUGAAGGCUAAAUACGGUGAUCUUCUACAUUUAUGUAAUUAUAAACUAAUCCCAUGAAAAGACCAAAAACAAUGAUUCAUCUGAACUCAAUUUAGACUUUCAUGCCAGCAUGCAGCCUCAAAGUUCUUACCAUAACAAAAAUUGGCACAAUGUAUGACUGUAUUAAGCCAUCUUUCAAUAUUUACCCAGCCUUGUCUGUGACUCUCAGUCAAUUCCAAGUCCCUUUGUUCCUACUGAAGCUUUAAAUCUUAAAUAAAUAGCAUUCUAAUACAGCUGGACAUAUUACUCAGACAGGAGGGAAUAAUGCAUUUGUUUGGAACAGGGAUUAAUUCACACACACUGUAAAUCAUUUUAGGAUGUUUCAACUCAAAAAUGUAAGUUCACGUGCCGCAUUAAAUAUUUGACAUAAGCUGAAUAAUUAGUUCAGAGUUUUCCUUGAAAUACUUGUUUUUAGAAACCCAGUUGGUAACUGAACUUGAGAAAACAGUAACCCAAAGAUUGUAAGUUUAAUUAACUUGGUAUAAAUAAUACGUGUAGAUUUAUUUUCAUGGACCUUGGUGUCACAGAGGACAAACCAUAUCAAGCCUAAGCUAUAUGGAAAAUACUUGUAAGAUUAAUUUAUUGUUUGUUUUGGUCCUUUCAUGGGAUUUGUUCAUAAUGAUAAUUGAAAAUAAAAUUAAGAAUUCUCAUAAAAUAAUAUAAUCAUAAAUAAUAAUCAUGAAAUCAUUUAAUGCCUGGAAUUUGAAAAUUUCUUACGUGUUGGUAGCAUCAAAAAGACACUGUUAUUCUCUCCCUUUUCUACAAACCAGCACCUAUGCUAGCCUAAUUUGAAGAAUGCUGUAAUCGCAUCAAAAUUUCAGAAGUAGUAGGUUUAAAAAUAUGAGCUUGAAACUCCAAUAUCUGACAUGAAAUGCCUCGAUUUGCAUACACGCAAUCUCACGUUAGAUCCCAUCUUAAUUCCAUUUCUUCCUUAGCAUAUCUGAACUUAACUGUAUUAGAUUUUUUUGGUGUGUUUGGCCACAACUUCAGCAUAUUGUCCAUUUCUUUUUCAAACAAACGGCACUUGUCAAAUUUCAACUGUUAGAGAUUGUACAAUUGAGUGUGUUUUUACUCACAAAAAUGAGAUUUUAGAUGUGUUUUACAGUGAAAAAACAAAAGUAGUCUUUUAGCUGUUUUACACCUCUGUUUAACCAGUCACACUCUGCUUUUGGUCAGUGAAGGUUUCCGUGGCAGCCGUGUUUGAACCACAGUAAUCUAGCAAUAACUGUCAGUUAUGUUAAGCUAAAUUAAGCAUCUCACAGUUAAUUUCAGUAUGUUAUGAGGGCCAUUGUUUCAUAUUUGCAGCUGACAUGGUGUCCAUAGUACUUCCCUGGCCAAACACUUAUCACCAUUCUCACACUUUGUUGGGAUUGUUCACACUGUACAGUAAGAUUUAUUAUGUUUGAUGUAGUUUUUGUAACAUUAUUUUAGUGUACUCAAAUCCUGUGGAACACUUAACAGCCAUGAACAAUCUUAUUUAAGCUAUACAGUGCCUUGUCAUUACAAAGCCAAGUCAGACAACUGAAAAUACGUUCUUCAAAUGUCAUGAUGGAAUUUCCUCUUAGUCUUAACUGUCAGUUUCUGUGCUUUGUCUUACAGGGGUGCAUGCUUAUUAUCCUCUUAAAGUUUGGGCUUAAGUUGUAUUUCAUUCAGUUUUUAUUUAUAAUGUAUUUAGUUUUUAGUUACUGGAAUGGGAUACUGUGACAUUUUGAAUUUUGUUAUUGUUGUUUGGUUGUUUUGUCAUCAAGCAUGUGUUACAGUAGGAGUGGAAGUCAAGCAGCGGGGCAGAUCGCUGACAUUGUGGACAUUAUCCAAACCACUGGAUGUGGCUAUGGACAGACUGAUGUUGUUCAGAUAAUAAUGAAUUAUUUCAGUGGGGGAAUGCAAACAAAGAAAUGUCUCGUAAUGUAACAUGUUCUUGAUGAACAAUAAAAACCAAGCAGUGAGUAGGUUCCACUCUACCACAUAUUUUAAAUGCCAUGGUUUUCAGUUGAUGUUUGCAGUGACAGUAGACAGAGAAACAUACUGAUUGUAAUUCCAUGCAGUGCCUUUUGUUAAAGUAGUCUGACGUUUUGGGGAAA